ACCCUCAACACUCUCAAUACCAUGACUCAUGUGCUAUCUAUCGCAUUCCACGUGUCACUGCGUAGAAAUCAGGUUUUCUGGUACAUUAAGGUACGACCCGGAUAGGUCCCUUAGAAUCGGACAUCAUCGUUGCUGAUUCUGUGUUUUCUGCAAUUCUUUCAGUGUUGGGUAUAUUAUUUAAGCGGGUAUACCAUUAGAAGACCAAAAUACGCAAAAGAUGAAUCACGCAAUCAGAUCGGCUGGAGCUGCUCUGCCUUAUAACGCAAGCAGAAAAGCGACUGGAAAUUCUGUAAUCGGAGUGUUGAGGAAGGUCACAACUAUGGCUAGCAGCCAAUCUGACAGCAAGAACCCAAAUGAGAAAAAUGGGGACACGAUGUCUGAUUCGUUCGGGGAAGGGUACGCCACCAGAUCGGAUGAGGAAGGAUUUGGUGGGGUAUAUGGAGAGAACCAGUCUCUUCCAAAGACUGGGCAAAAAGAGAGUAGUAUCCAUGAAAAUCACCCUGCUUAUGACAAGACGCAGGGGAGCGAAGUGAAGGAGAAGGAAAAGGCACGGCACCAGACGAGCGCAAAGUCGUAGAUUGGAAAAUAUGAUUACUCUUUCGAUAACUGCUAAAACUUUCUUGGAUUUAUGAGAUUGAUUAGAUGUAUUUUAUAAUAAAAAUAACUUUAUAAUAUAACGUAGAUCUACGUAAUUAGUAAUUUACUUGUAAUAUUAAGUAUUUUCUUAAUCUUUUAUGUUUCAUGUAGUGGAGCUGUUAGAGCUUAUGUUUCUUCCGAAAACCUUCUAUGUAUUGAUUAAUGUUCCAUGGGAACACUUUUUUC
Juglans microcarpa x Juglans regia is the source of this 822-nucleotide messenger RNA. RefSeq lists its product as uncharacterized. Lineage: Eukaryota; Viridiplantae; Streptophyta; Magnoliopsida; Fagales; Juglandaceae. The record is from RefSeq and is a predicted model, not a curated record. Bases 218 to 577 code for a protein of 119 amino acids. The transcript has 3 exons.